Messenger RNA from Dioszegia hungarica, 756 nucleotides. RefSeq lists its product as uncharacterized. The record is from RefSeq and is a predicted model, not a curated record. The coding region runs from base 1 to 756 and encodes 251 amino acids. The transcript has a single exon. Lineage: Eukaryota; Fungi; Basidiomycota; Tremellomycetes; Tremellales; Bulleribasidiaceae.
AUGAGUAGCAACGAUAUUGACGAGAAGGAGCCUUCCAUUACAAUGGUCAGGAAGAAGAGCGGCCUGGUGCUUUGCGUCAGCAAGAUCAUGUCAACCUCAGAGGCUACCAAAUGUGGCUACAGUAACUACGAGCCCGGACACCUCACCGAGAUGCUGCCACCCAACGUCGAUGAUGGAGAGGGCAGCGAGCCUCGAACAUUCCAGACGUCAGUGAGAUACGACAGCGGCAUCAUGGGGAUGACCAAAGCCAUGGGGCUCUUACGGAGCUCAUCCGGGUUUGUCAAGGACGAGAAGCCCUUCUGGGCGUGGCUGUCGGAAGAGGAUUCAAACGGGGAGAGAACUCUGGUCUGCUGGCAUCGAGAGGCGACCACCGAUGGUUCUACGGUCGCUACGUACUCCAUCCUCGAAGGCAAAGUGAAGAAAGGUCAGGGAACGGUGCGGAAGGAGCGGAACGUAUCUCAGGAUGAGGCGACCCUGGACCCAGACUGUCCGCCCGAGAUGCUCAGCGCUGCCAGGCGCUACCGCGCACUGGGCAACCCUCUUCCACUGCACGACUUUGUCACGCAUCUCGACAUGGCCGAUGGUCGCUCCGUGGUGCUACACCAGCCGUACGCUAGCAACGCUAUCUGGUCCGGCGGCGAUCCAGUCACCGCGUGUGCAGACUUUCGGCCUCUUGGCUACGGGAAAGCGUACAUCGUGACUCUGAUGGAUCCCAGCAAUGCUGAGUCGCACCGAUCGGACGGUCCCGCAGAAUAG